CCCAGCCUGGGCAUUGCAACGAGUGAAACGUUGCCUUUUCUUGUCUCGUUUCAUUGUAGCGGCCACUACUGUGAUCGGGUGAUCGGCGUAGGGUUGUCGCACAGCCGAAAGCUUGAUGCUUGCGGCUGUCCCUCGCAGACCAGACAACCCCACCAUCGACACACUGUCCCGCCUCACCGAAGCCCAAUUGACGCUGCCCUCCUUCCCCCACCGCCGGACUACUGCUCUCCAUACCCGGCCGCAAUGUCGACAGCCGCCCCGACGCAAAAGCAGGACCGCCUGAAAGCCCACUUCUCCAACCACACGCCCGAGGAGCACAGCAAGCGAUGGGACGACCUCUGGUCCGCUGGCGACUUCCUCCCCUGGGAUCGCGGCUACGCGAACCCUGCCCUGAUUGACGCCCUCGCUGAACGCAAAGACCUGCUUCCCGCCCCUAAGAACGCGAGUGGGAAGAGGGCACGCGCUCUGGUGCCGGGCUGCGGUAAGGGCUACGACAUCGCGCUAUUUGCUGCCCAUGGCUACGACAGUUAUGGGCUGGAGGUCAGCGAGAACGCGGUCAAAGUAAGCGACGAGUAUCUGAAGAACCCGGGAGAGGGGCCGCUGGAGGGAGAGUAUAAGGUUUUCGAUGAGGCGGCGGGAAGAGGGACCAUGAAGUGUUUGCUGGGCGACUUCUUUGAAGAUGCGUGGCUAGAGAGUGCGGGUGGGCUGGGCGAGGGGUUUGAUGUGAUAUACGACAAUACUUUCCUGUGCGCACUACACCCCACGAUACGCCCGCAGUGGGCCGCGCGCAUGCAGCAGCUACUUGCUCCCGGAGGCGCUCUCAUCUGCCUCGAGUUCCCGACGCACAAGCCACCCAAGUCUGGCGGUCCGCCCUUUUCGCUGCCACCGACCGUACACGAGGAGCUCCUCAAGCGGCCAGGAGAGGACAUCUCUUACGACGAGGACGAAAAGGUGCAGAGCACGGAUCGACCCGAAAGUGACAAGGCUCUGCAUCGGGUUGCGCAUUGGAAGCCGAGGCGGACGCACGACGUGGCCAUCAUUAACGGCGAAGUAAAGGACUGGGUGAGCGUGUGGCAUAAGUAGGGGCAGCCCCCGUAGCUGGGUUGCAUUUGGCCCC
Messenger RNA from Paraphaeosphaeria sporulosa, 1117 nucleotides. Its product is annotated as S-adenosyl-L-methionine-dependent methyltransferase. The record is from RefSeq and is a predicted model, not a curated record. NCBI's taxonomy places the organism in Eukaryota, Fungi, Ascomycota, Dothideomycetes, Pleosporales, Didymosphaeriaceae. Gene Ontology annotation, molecular function: thiopurine S-methyltransferase activity. The coding region runs from base 244 to 1083 and encodes 279 amino acids. The transcript has 2 exons.